UCUUUAUACGGUUAUAACGUGAGAGUUAGACUACGGAAAGAUCCAAUGUUUAAGGAUUAUUUCGCUGUUUUGUGGGGAGUAAUGAGAUCUGCACAUCAGGUGAAUGGUCUACUGAUUCUUUGUGUGAAGCCAUUUUUCGAGUUCACUUUAGCGCUAUCCUAUCACAUUUGAAGAAAAAGACGAACAUAUAUAACUACUAAAAAUGGCACAUCAGAUAUGCUUGCAUUGGUUAGGAAAACAGAAGAAUGUAUGGAGAUUACUAUGGAUCGUGGAACCAAACUCAACUCUCAUGACAUCCUGUUUUAAACCAAGUUUUAACCUUCACAACUUUGGUAGAAAAUCACUUACUCAUCACAAGUGUAUUCUUGCAAGAUUAUCCCACAGCAGUGUGAGACAUUAUGCUCAGUUACCUGCCCAGCAAGGCUUAUUCCAUGUAAAAAUGCCUGACCUAGAUGAAGGCAAAAGUUCCUCCAAAUCUGUUGCGGAAAACACUUAUUUUGGUAAACCAAAUGUAAAAGAGAGUGAAGUGCAAUAUCUAUAUAACAAGGAAAUGAUUAGUGCCAGCCAGUAUAUGCAAAGAGAGAGGGAAAAGUUGAUGUCUGAACCAAGGUCGCAUAUGGAGUCGUUUCAUUCCAAGUACACCCCGAGAUUGUUCUACCUCGAGAGAGAGCAGUAUAAGUCAACAGCAGUGUGCCUGCCAAGGGAAGAUCUUGCAUCAGUUGAUAUGUCUCACAAGGAAUUCCUUGACAAAAUCAUGGUGGAUAAACAUGCUCGCUUUCCUAUUUCUGAUAUCAUGGAUUGUAUCAAGUCACUAGGUUUGAAUUCUGAUGAAUGGCUGAUAGAUAUGAAUAAUGAUGUGAGAUUUCUUAGACUCUGCAUCAUUAUCAAAGCUGUUUGUAACACCAUGACGACAGAUGAGCUAGCAGAAGUUUUAACUCUUCUAGCUCGUGCACAGAUUAGGACAAGAAAUUAUGUUCUUCCAACCCUGUAUCAGGAGUGUUGCAACAGGGUAGGAAGCAUGGAUCUCAGGACACGGCUCCUUGUCUUGGACUCUUGGAGAAUGAUUGGGUAUCCUGUGCCACGUUUUUGUGAGGAAGCUUUUGCUGCUUGCAGGGUCGAAGUGCCAAAGAUGAAUACUGCCGAACUACUUCAACUUAUUUACCUGAUCGGAGAGAAUCGUGGAGCACCUGAUGGACUUGAAGAAAGUCUUGUCAAGCAAUUACCAGACCACUUGACUUCUCUGUCUCUCACAGAACUUGGGACAGUUUGUACAGGUCUUUUCAAGUCCCAUUCUUCUCCUCAAACAUCAGACCUGAUGCUUGAGAUCUCGGACCAUGUGUGCAGCAGUGAUAUCCAGAGUGUACAUAGUUUUUUCAUAGUGGGUAUCCUCAAGCACUUCAGGAGGCAAUACGCAGGCUACCAGCAUUUCUUCCAGUAUGUGGCAAAUGCUGUAGCUCCUUUCCUGCACCUUUACCCUCUCAUGUCCUGCAUGCAAAUCUUACUGACCUAUGCAACCAUGCACAUCUGCCAUCCUCAACUCUGUGACAAUUUGGCAAAUGAGAUUACACAUCGGGCCGAUGAAUGGCGGUCGAAGGAUGCAACCAAAAUCCUCUGGUCUUUUGGAACUCUGCAGUAUCUACCAGACAAGCCAUACUUCUUGCCAACAGUCUUGGAGCAGCUGGUUGACCUACAGGGCGAGAUGGAGGAAUAUCCUCUAAACCUGGUCUCCAGUCUCUUGUCCUUGGCAUAUCUUCAGCGUUAUCCUUGGGAACUUAUCAACAGAUUGUUCAGCAAAGAAUUCUUGCAGACAGUCACUGCAUUUAUGGACAAAACAGGUGUUGACUUGAGGAGGGACAUGCUUCUUCUAGACAGAUCUUUGGAGAUCGAAUGUCCACAGUACAAUGGGAACAGGCUUGAUGAGUCCAUCAUGUUAAGAUCUGAGAUUCACUCUAGCAUAGCACCGACCGUCGGUCAGCAGAUGGCUAAUAGACCCGAUGUACGCUUCAUUGCUGGACUGGUCAGAGCUGCUGUGGGAAGGAAGGAAAACUAUAAGAUCCAUUCUAUUCUACCUCAUUUCAACACCUUGGAUAUUGAGGUUCGUCUCAAUGAGCACAACCAGCUGAUCCCCUUUGAACCCAGUGAUCCCCUUCCUGGUGCCUUCAGCCAGGGUGGUGAUGAUGACUCCAAUAGCAUGUUCAAUAACAGGAAGCUAUCUCCAGACCAGAAGUGCAAGAAUGCUGUUGCGCUUUCAUCCAAUCUGAUUGCUAACAUGACGAAAGUGACGAAAGGGAGCGAUGCCCCCGAGGAUCCCAGUGCGACCGGAGUUGAUACCCCGCCAGAAUUGAAAAAUGUUCAAGAAAGACCAAGAAGGGUUAAAGAUAAGAGGAGAAAUGUGAAGCGGAUUCUGCAGAAACCUGUUCCAGCCCCCAGCCAAUCAAAAGAAAAAUGGCUCGCCAUUGUUGUCUGGGCUAGGAACCAUAGUCAUUAUGGAGGACACAAGCUCUUGGGUCAGCAUGCUAUGAAGAGAAGACAGCUAGAACUGCUCGGUUACCAAGUUCUUGAUGUUCCAUUCCAGGAGUGGUCUCAGAUGAUGAAGAACAGGGAUCAACAGGAGAAUAUCAAACACAUCAAGAGGAAAAUAUUCAACAAUUCACACUCAUCUCUAUGAACGAUUCUGAAAAUUCGGAGCUAAGAAGUUAUUUUUGGAGUGUUUUCAUAAACUUGCCAUAAGUGUUCCUAACCAUGCCAAAAGGAUGCUUGGACCUUACCUGUGCAUUUUACAAAAAUAGAAACAUUAUAUUUAUAUGAAGCUUAAAGCUUCUAAAAAAUAAAUUUAAUCAUCACGAACCAUUAUAAAAUGGUAAUUAUGGAGUUUGUAUAAGUGGGCCAACAUGACAUUAAUGCGAGAGAUGAUUGCAUCAUGCAAGCAGCUUGCAAUGUCACAAGUUUAAACUUAAAUCCAUUGAUAGAUUUUCACCAAACCUCAGAGUGUUGUUAGUAUUGAGAGCAUGAUGCAGUAUCUGCAGAUCUUGUAAACUGAAUGAGUUUGUAAAAAUGACAUCAUUAUUGAGAGA
Messenger RNA from Lytechinus variegatus (green sea urchin), 3074 nucleotides. Its product is annotated as FAST kinase domain-containing protein 5, mitochondrial-like. Gene Ontology annotation, molecular function: RNA binding. The coding region runs from base 203 to 2668 and encodes 821 amino acids. The transcript is spliced from 7 exons. The record is from RefSeq and is a predicted model, not a curated record. Gene Ontology annotation, biological process: regulation of mitochondrial mRNA stability; mitochondrial RNA processing. Gene Ontology annotation, cellular component: ribonucleoprotein granule; mitochondrial matrix. NCBI's taxonomy places the organism in Eukaryota, Metazoa, Echinodermata, Echinoidea, Temnopleuroida, Toxopneustidae.